Messenger RNA from Endocarpon pusillum Z07020, 483 nucleotides. RefSeq lists its product as uncharacterized. The transcript has 2 exons. The coding region runs from base 1 to 483 and encodes 160 amino acids. Lineage: Eukaryota; Fungi; Ascomycota; Eurotiomycetes; Verrucariales; Verrucariaceae. The record is from RefSeq and is a predicted model, not a curated record.
AUGUUCGCCUCGGGACACUUGGACUCCCUACUGCCUGUCCCUAUUGACGGGAAGCUCGAGCUGGUGGGCGUGAAGCUGGGGACGAUCCGAGGACUUCAACAAACACCUUUGGGAAAGCCAACCACAGACAGUGAAAUGGCAGGCCUUGCGCACAGCAUUCUAUCAAUGGAGUUGCUUAAGUUCGACUAUGUCGCUGGUGGCACGGUCUUGGAAGCCUACGUCCGCACCAUGUGCCUUGAGGCCUUCGCGGAGAACUUCUCCCCACCUCUUGAGCACAUUCCUGGGCUAGAUUCGAGCAUCGUGGCAGUGGACCAGAUCCUUUCUCCUAAAGCCGGCAACCAACACACCACAGACGGAUUGUCUCGGUUCUUGUCAAAGUGGUUCAGAAAGGGGAAGGGCAUGGGCCUAAGUCCAGCCAGCAGUGGCGCCGGACGUUUCUUGACGCUAGGACCGGCAACUCGUCAAAAAUGGACCCUAGGUUGA